CAGAGAGGAAGUAGUGGAGCCUCGGCUUGUCCUGGAGUUACACAACCAGCAAUUUAGGUAUCCUGUGUGAUGAAAUGAGUGGAAAAGAGAUUUCAGUGGCCAUUGUCGGUGGAGGGAUUUCAGGCUUGGUCUGUGCAGCUAGACUGUCACAGUUGGGAAUCACAAACUCCGUAGUGUUUGACACUGGGAAACAUGGCCCCGGAGGCAGAUGUAGCAGCCGGUACAUCAACAUUAAUGGAAAACUUCAUAUAUUUGACCACGCUGUCCAGUUCUUCACUGUGAGUGACCAGAGAUUUGCCAAAAUUGUGUCCUUUAUGCACAACAAGAAAGCAGUGAAAUUAUGGCCUGGCAAAAUUGUUCAGCUCAAAGCGGGGAAACAGCCAGAAGAAAUCAAGAACAUGCAGAUGUUCAUUGGAACAAGGGGAAUGCAGACGGUCCCUGAGUGUCUGUCAAGUCUUGUCCGUGUUGAGGUGCACAAGUGGGUCAGCAGUGUGCACUGGGAUCCACUAAUUAAAAAGUGGCAAGUCGAUGACGGCUGGUUUGAUUACUUGGUGGUGGCCCAUAAUGGAAAGUGUGCUUCAAGGCUCAUGGAACACUCAGGGGCUCCACAAAUCCACAACCUUCUCAAAGUUAAGUUUGGACCUGUUCUAUCACCGCAGACUCACGUCAUGCAGCUUUGCUCCCUCUGGGUUUUGUUGUUUGCCUUAACAAAAAAAGUUUCAUUGAGCUAUGAUGGGGCAUUUGCGGAACACCCAGACAUAUCAUGGAUUGGAAAUAACACAUCUAAGUACGGUGACAAUCAGAUGGAAUGUUGGACUGUCAUUAGCACAAAGGCAUUUGGGGCCAGCCAUAAGGCUCCUCAAGAGUUUUUACCACCUUCCAAAGAAAAAGAGGUCACUCAUUUACUUUUAAACGGAUUUGCAGAGGUGACUGGCGUUGAUCGAAAAAUGUUGACUCCCUGCUUCACUAAAGUACAGCUGUGGGGUGCGGCUAACCCCCUCAAUGUGCUGCAGGGUGAGGGCUGUGCCUUCCAGGCAAGUCACAAUGUGGGAAUAUGUGGAGACUGGCUCGUAAGUCCAAGCAUUGAAGGAGCAGCGGUCAGCGGCCUGUCCCUAGCUGAGGUCAUUUGGCAACAUUUCCAAGGAGAAAGAAGAGAUGUUGGCCUAAAAAGCCAUCUGCAGCCAUCGGAGAAUGAAGCUAUAGGUGCCUUCCCUGCAAGCAAAACAUUAUUUUUUAACCCUGUGAAAUAACGGUUCUACUGUUCU
This is a messenger RNA of Nanorana parkeri, 1265 nucleotides long. RefSeq lists its product as uncharacterized. The record is from RefSeq and is a predicted model, not a curated record. The transcript has 2 exons. Lineage: Eukaryota; Metazoa; Chordata; Amphibia; Anura; Dicroglossidae. The coding region runs from base 75 to 1250 and encodes 391 amino acids.